AUGGUCCAGGUCUUCUCUGCUGCCUGUUGCUUUAGGGAAUCCAGCCUCUCAAUUCAGUGUCGUCGGAGUCCGUCUCUAGUUGUCGGUCCCUGGCCGGAGCCUACAGAUGGGGUUCAGUUCUCAUUGUCUGUAGACCUUGAAGGUUUCCCUCCCCAUCUCCUGCCGUCCACGUCUGCCGGGACAGUCCCCGUGCGGGACGCGGGUCCGAGGCCGGCGGACUCUAAUGCCGCGGGCCCGCGCUGCCCACGGCCGCUCCGGAGCCGACGUGCUGGGUCGAGCGCCGGGAGCGGGCGGCGCGGGCGGCGCGACCGGCUGAGGCCGCCGCGCGCGCGCCCGGAGCACGCCCUCCCCCUGCGCGUGCACCCGCUCCCUGCGCCUCCGGCCGGCCCGUGGGCGCGCGCCGCCCCACCCUCCCGAGCUGCGGGCGCGGACCGCGCUGCUGGGCUAGCCGCGGGCGUGGCGCGCGUGGGGCGCGGUGGGAGCACGAGCGAGCUGCUGCGGCGGCGGCCGAGGAACGGGCGGUCCGGGUGCCAGGGGGCGCCCGCACGAGUAGCCGGCGCUGCGGCGCAGAGACUGCGCCAGCCCGGCCGCCCGCGGCAAGGUCAGCGCGCCCCGGAGCUGGCCCGGGUCUGGGCUGCAGGCGUUGUAGCGAGGCUCCCACCGACCCUCUCCCAGGGCAGAGCAGGGUACGUGCGGAUGCUGCCACCAGCCAACACCUGCUCGGGCUGGGAAGAACGCACCUAUCCGACUCUAUCAGCGCACCCACCCAGGUCUCCGGGCUCAGCAUGGGGCACUUACCGUCAGGUUGCCAGUGGGAUGGUGGGGCUCUGUUCGAGGGAUCUACUCUUAGAUGCCAGCAUCCAGGAUCUAGUACCAGCUCUAUUGUCAGUAUCACCAAAAGUCUGAGGACACAUCACCA
Messenger RNA from Microtus ochrogaster (prairie vole), 919 nucleotides. Its product is annotated as translation initiation factor IF-2-like. Bases 1 to 906 code for a protein of 301 amino acids. The transcript has 3 exons. The record is from RefSeq and is a predicted model, not a curated record. NCBI's taxonomy places the organism in Eukaryota, Metazoa, Chordata, Mammalia, Rodentia, Cricetidae.